Messenger RNA from Cryptomeria japonica (Japanese cedar), 1461 nucleotides. RefSeq lists its product as uncharacterized. Gene Ontology annotation, biological process: lipid metabolic process. The transcript has 3 exons. The coding region runs from base 159 to 1127 and encodes 322 amino acids. Gene Ontology annotation, molecular function: oxidoreductase activity, acting on the CH-CH group of donors. The record is from RefSeq and is a predicted model, not a curated record. Gene Ontology annotation, cellular component: membrane. NCBI's taxonomy places the organism in Eukaryota, Viridiplantae, Streptophyta, Pinopsida, Cupressales, Cupressaceae.
AUAUCCAUCUCUUCGGGAAAAUGGGGCGGAAAACGAUGUGAACGGAGUUCUUGACGAAGUAGAUUGUAAUAUAAAGUUCACAUUUAACCCUUCAAUUGAAUGAGAAGGGAGAUGGGUAGUGUUCGUAAUUUACAGUUCACAUUUAACACUUCAAUUGAAUGAGAAGGGAGAUGGGUAGUGUGAGAAACGCUGCAUUGGCUUUCAUUGUUCCCUGGCCUUCUAUUUUGUUUUACAUUGUAUUCCUAAAACUUUACGAGCCUUCUACUUCGGAGAUCUGGAGAUGGUGUUCGGCUCAUCCCAUUGCUCUUGUAAAUGCGUUAUUUUUCUUCAACGUGAAUGUACUUUUUUGGGUCAUCAGCUUACUGCAAAACAACACUUGGUUGAUAGACUUGUACUGGACUGUAUUGCCCGUGAUGAUGGCUCACUAUUAUUCUUCCCAUCCGUACUCUCAAACAAAUCUAUGGAGAUCAAGGAUUGUGAUUAUUCUGACAUGGGUGUGGAGCAUUCGUCUUACACAUAACUAUUUCAGAAGAGAGGAAUGGCAAUGGGGCGCAAGAGAGGAUUGGAGAUUUGCUGACAUGCGAAAGAAGUAUCCCAACAACUGGUGGUGGAUGUCCUUCUUUGCUGUAUAUGUAUCUCAGCAGAUUUUCCUUGUUGGGGUUUGCCUUCCAAUCUAUGCAGUGCAUAAUAGCCAACAUCCAUGGACUGCUUUGGAUUACUUUGCUACUUUGGUCUGCACUGUGGGCAUUGUUUUUGCCUACUUCGCAGAUACCCAGCUGUAUAAUUUCGUCCAAAAGAAAAAGUUACUAAGAGAGCUUGGUGCACCAACGAAACCAAACCUUGAAGAGGGCUUGUGGGCCUUUUCUCGCCACCCAAAUUAUUUUGGAGAGCAGCUCUGGUGGUGGGGAUUGGUUAUCUAUGCGUGGAAUGUUGGUCAAGGAUGGACAUUUUUGGGAGCUGCUGUUAAUACAUGUUGUCUGGCAUGGGUUACGGUCCUAGUGGAGAGGAAGAUGGUUGCUGAGCAAUACAGAACAAAAGAAUACAAAAAGUAUCAAGAGACAACUUCUGUGUGGAUACCUUGGUUCAAGCUUAAACCCCAAAUCAAAAAGAAUCUAAAGAAAACCUGAAUCCAUCAAUAUUGACUUUGUCAAAUUCUAAUUCUUCUCUUUUAUAGCCCUUGGUACUUUCAUUUGUUAUAGAUUAAGCUUAAAGGCUCCUUCUAGGUUUUUAAUCUUGAAUGGAGCAAGAAGAGGAUGCAGUAACUAGGGCAAGCAAGUUUAUCUAAAUGUGAAGAGUUUAACUGUUUAAGGAUAUGUACAUUCUCUAAAUGCUUAGCCCCUGAAUGAAUCAUAUUGCUUUGGUAAGUGCUUUUAACUGCCAAUGUCCAGCAAUCUUUUAUGUAUAAAUUUAUCUUAGAAAAGUUAAACGAUAUUGUUUUCUAUGAAACCCAUUCUUGAAUCA